Molecule: messenger RNA, 1350 nt
Organism: Hypanus sabinus (Atlantic stingray)
Lineage: Eukaryota; Metazoa; Chordata; Chondrichthyes; Myliobatiformes; Dasyatidae
Gene: star
Product: steroidogenic acute regulatory protein
Exons: 7
Coding region: 42-896 (284 amino acids)
Biological process (GO): intracellular cholesterol transport; regulation of steroid biosynthetic process; steroid biosynthetic process
Cellular component (GO): mitochondrion; mitochondrial intermembrane space
Molecular function (GO): cholesterol transfer activity; cholesterol binding
Source: RefSeq, a predicted model, not a curated record
GGCAGAAAAGCAUUUGAGUGAAAGACCGACUGAGACGCAAGAUGAUUCCAGCCACUUUUAAGCUCUGUGCGGCAAUCUCCUACCAGCAUGUUCGAACAAUAACAGGCUUGAGGCAUUCAGCAAUGGCAGCCCUGGGACACAAGCUGAAUCAUCUCAGGCUGGGGAACCAAGGGCCCGGCACGUGGAUAAAUCUGGUUCGGAGAAGGAACUCCCUGAUCAGCUGCAGGCUUGAAGACAAUCCUUAUUCUGAGGCGGAGAUGGCCUAUGUUAAGCAAGGUCAAGAAGCACUGCAUAAAUCCCUCUCCAUCCUCCAGGAUACAAGUGGGUGGAAGACAGAGAUGGAAGCGAUAAACGGUGACAAAGUGGUCAGUAAGACGCUUCCAGAUAUCGGCAAAGUCUUCAAGCUCGAGGUUGUGAUGGAUAAGCCCACCGAUCUGCUCUACAGUGAACUGUUCGACAGAGUUGAACAAAUGGGAGAGUGGAACCCAAACGUUAAACAAGUGAAGAUACUGAAGAGGAUUAACAAGGAAACAAUGGUUACCUAUGAGGCUUCUGCGGAAACUGCGGGCAAUGUGAUCAGCCCACGGGACUUUGUCAGCGUGCGCUAUGCCAAGAGACGUGGCUCGACUUGCUUCCUAGCGGGGAUGUCCACGCACUGCAACCUGAUGCCUCAGCAGAAUGGUUUUAUAAGGGGUGAGAAUGGACCCAACUGCAUUGUCCUCCGUCCCUCCGCAGAAGAUCCAAAUAAGACCAAGUUCACAUGGCUCCUGAGCAUCGAUCUAAAGGGCUGGUUGCCCAAGUCUCUCAUCAAUCAGGCCCUUUGUCAAACCCAAGCAGACUUUGCCCAGUGCCUGCGCCAGCACAUGAACUCCAAAGCUGCUGCAAACAGUUACUGAAACGCAUUGCAUUCUUUCACGGGUGGAGAUCGCCAAGAAACAUUUCUGUUAGACUGCAACCUACUUCUACAAAGAUCUUUUGGCUUCAGUCAAAAUCCACUUUGUGGCUCGCUGGAACAAAUAUCCAAAUCAAAGAAAGGAUUCACCAGCACUGAAAAUCUUUAAUAUUUAUGAGGCUUUAGUUAAAACAAUGGUAUUCAUUAUUUUUAACUCAGUCAAAGGAAUGAUGUUAUUGAUGGUCAAGUAAACCUUUUCUUUACCCUGGCUGUCAGUGCUCUCAAGCCAAAAUGGGUUCGGUAUAGAAUGGUCCCACUGUUCAGAAAAAUUCAAAGUGGUUCCUGACAGCAUUAUUUCUCAUUACAUAAAAUACCUACGAAAAUAUCUAAGAAAUAUCUAAGAAACCAUGUAGUGUUGUGGGUUUAUUGUGUCAUUCAAUAUAAAAUUUCUGUAGGAA